UCGAGUGGCAACCCUGAUGACAGAUGAAAUUCGGAAUUCCACAUCAUAGCCUAGCUAAAUUAUCUCCAAAAUCGAAACGUCAUUACUCACAAAAUCCACAUAUUUGUGGGGGUAACAAAUUAAAGAAACUUUGAAUAACAAUUAUGUUUUUUAAAAAUAUCUGAAAUUAGGUCCAUUGAACAAAAGGUUUAGGUUCAACCAAAAAUGGAAAAUUUUUCCUGGGUGAUCAUUCUAUUUUUCGGACUUAUGCAAUACAGUUUAUCCACGGAAUUAACUUUUGAAUUGCCAGAUAGUGCCAAAGAUUGUUUUUACGAGGAGAUUAAUAAGAAUACUAGUUGUACACUCGAGUUUCAGGUUGUAACUGGUGGCCAGUAUGAUGUAGAUGUAAUUUUGGAAGAUCCAAAAGGAAAUAUUUUGUACAAACAGGUCAAAAUGCAAUUUGAUUCUCAUACAUUUGUAGCUCAAACGUCGGGCAUCUAUAAAGUGUGCUUUAGUAAUGAAUUUUCUACAUUUUCACACAAACUUGUAUAUAUGGAUUUCCAAGUGGGCGAUGAGCAGCCCUUGCCUGGUAUGGGUGAACACGCUACAGUUCUUACUCAGUUAGAAUCUUCAGCCCAAGAAAUCCACAAGUCAUUGAGUAGCAUUUUGGACUAUCAGACGCAUCAUCGUCUGAGGGAGGCUCAGGGAAGGAAACGUGCUGAGGAUUUGAAUGAAAGAGUCUUAUACUGGUCUAUAGUGGAGACUUUAGCUAUCUUAACAAUAGCAUUUGGCCAGGUUUUCAUACUGAAAAAUUUUUUCACAGAUAAGAAACCAUAUGUACAAUUUAAAUGAUUUGAAUGCAAACGAAAAAUAAUUACCAUUAUAUCAAGUUUUUUAGAAACUACUGUUCUGAAAACAUUGACUGUACAUAUUUAAACUCAACAAGUUUAUGUGUGCCAAGCACAUAUCUAAGUUGACUGUUUACAAAACACUGUGCAAUAGUAAAAAAUGAUUUAGUCUGAUUUGAACUAAUGUGUUAACAUUUUUGGUUUUUUUACUUCCACUUACUUUAGGUGAAGUGUAGAAAAUCAUUUUCAAUAUACUUUUUCAUUUUUAUUGAUGAAAGCAGAAUCACUAAAAAUACACAAGUAUUCAAUUAGAGGUUUUGAUUAAUUCUGCCAGUUGCUUUUGUAUCAAAAUGUACCACCAAUUCUCCGUAUUUCAUUCCAGGUUUGUUGAUUUAUUCUUUGAUUAAGUGUUAAAUGAUUUAUUUAUAUAAAAAUCUUGAAAAUAAAUAAAUUAAAAAUGGAAGCA
This is a messenger RNA of Leptinotarsa decemlineata (Colorado potato beetle), 1293 nucleotides long. RefSeq names its product transmembrane emp24 domain-containing protein (gene p24-1). The record is from RefSeq and is a predicted model, not a curated record. NCBI's taxonomy places the organism in Eukaryota, Metazoa, Arthropoda, Insecta, Coleoptera, Chrysomelidae.